GGAGCUCACCCGGGCCACUCCUCGGCGGUGCGGCAGCACUGCCUGGACUCCACUGCGCCUCUGAGGGGCUCAAACCCACAUUCAAGAUCUGUGUCCAGUUGUUCACAUGGUUUCCAGGCACAAUGAGACACACUGGGUCUUGGGAACUUUGCCUCUGUGUGGCAGUGCUCCUGCUUCCUGCUUCCACUUCCAUGAUGGUCAGGGACCAGCCAGUAGAAAAUCAAUGUCCUGUAUUAAGAACAGUGGGACACCAGUUUACACAAGAUAGCAAAGAUGAACUUUCAGGUUUUGACCUAGGAGAGAGCUUUUCUCUGAGACGUGCAUUUUGUGAAGGUGAUAAAACCUGUUUCAGACUGGGAAGUGCACUUCUUAUUAGAGAUACCAUGAAGAUGUUUCCCCGGGGCCUUCCUGAGGAAUACACCAUAACAGCCAUGUUUCGUGUACGAAGAAGCACCAAAAGGGAACGGUGGUUUCUGUGGCAGAUUUUAAACCAGAAGAAUAUGCCACAAGUUUCUAUCGUAGUUGAUGGUGGAAAGAAGGUGGUGGAAUUUAUGUUUCAAGCUGCUGAGGGUGAUGUGUUGAACUACAUUUUUAAAAAUCGAGAACUCCGUUCUUUGUUUGAUCGUCAGUGGCAUAAACUUGGCAUUGGUGUACAAUCCCGGAGCAUUUCACUCUAUAUGGAUUGUAAUUUAAUUGCAAGCCGGCAUACCGAUAAACGGGACACUGUGGACUUUCAUGGAAGGACUGUUAUUGCGGCACGAGCUUCAGAUGGCAAGCCUGUGGAUAUUGAACUUCACCAACUUAAAAUCUACUGUAACUCAAACUCCAUAGCUCAGGAGACAUGCUGUGAAAUAUCAGAUACCAAGUGCCCACAGCAGACUGACUUUGGAAGUACCAUAUCAUCAUCAUCAGUACCAGCUCAUGCCAAUAAAAUGCCUGCAUAUCUGCCAGCAAAGCAGGAAUUGAAGGGCCAGUGCCAGUGCAUUUCGAAUAAGGGAGAAGCAGGAUUACCAGGAGCUCCAGGCUCACCUGGUCAGAAAGGGGAUAAAGGAGAACCGGGUGCAGUUGGUAUUAAAGGUGAAAUUGGUGCUCCUGGAAUUCCUGGGGUAAAGGGUGAAAGUGGUUUACAUGGAGUUCCUGGCUUACCCGGUCAAAAGGGAGAGCAAGGUUUGGAGGGCAGCAAAGGAGAAAUCGGUGAAAAGGGUGAACAAGGAAUAAAAGGAGAUCCAGGUCUAACUGGCAUCAAUGGACAAGAUGGUUUGAAAGGUGAUUUGGGUCCUCGUGGUCUACCUGGCCCAAAAGGAGAAAAGGGAGAUGUGGGACCUCCAGGACCACCAUCCCUAACUGGUUCGCUGGGGAUACAAGGUCCCCAAGGUCCACCUGGAAAAGAAGGUCAGAGGGGAAGACGAGGAAAAACCGGUCCUCCAGGAAAACCAGGCCCCCCAGGACCACCUGGACCUCCAGGAAUACAAGGACUACAACAGAGUCUUGGUGGUUAUUAUAACAAGGGAAAUAUUGGUGAACAUGGAGCUGGUAGCCUAAAAGGAGAAAAGGGUGAAACUGGGCAACCAGGAUUUCCAGGGUCCAUUGGCCCUAAAGGACAAAAAGGAGAAUCUGGGGAACCUUUUACAAAAGGUGAAAAGGGAGAUCGAGGAGAACCUGGGAUAAUAGGAUCACAGGGGAUAAAGGGUGAACCUGGAGAUCCUGGUCCCCCCGGUGUAAUAGGAAGCCCAGGACUAAAGGGUCAGCAAGGACCUGCAGGAACUAUGGGACCCAGAGGACCACCAGGAGAUAUUGGAUUGCCAGGAGAACAUGGUAUCCCAGGAAAACAAGGCAUUAAAGGAGAAAAGGGGGAGCCAGGUGGGAUUAUAGGCCCUCCUGGACUUCCAGGUCCAAAAGGUGAGGCUGGUCCUCCAGGGAAAAGCCUGCCAGGGGAACCAGGAUUGGAUGGAAAUCCUGGAGCAUCUGGUCCACGUGGACCAAAGGGUGAAAGAGGACUGCCAGGGGUCCAUGGUUCUCCAGGUGACACAGGCCCACCAGGGGUAGGAAUUCCUGGCCGAACAGGCUCCCAAGGACCAGCAGGAGAGCCAGGUCUUCAGGGCCCUCGAGGUCUCCCUGGGUUGCCAGGAACUCCGGGAACCCCAGGAAAUGAUGGAGCUCCAGGAAGGGAUGGAAAUCCAGGUCUGCCAGGCCCCCCAGGUGACCCGAUUGCACUUCCUCUCUUGGGUGACAUCGGUGUCUUGCUCAAGAACUUCUGUGGCAAUUGCCAAGCCAGUGUUCCUGAAUUGAAGAGCAACAAAGGAGAAGAAGGAAGCGCCGGUGAUCCUGGAAAGUAUGAUUCUGUAGCCAGGAAGGGUGAUAUCGGGCCACGGGGUCCUCCAGGAAUCCCAGGCAGAGAGGGACCAAAGGGAAGCAAAGGAGAACGGGGCUACCCUGGGAUACUGGGAGAGAAAGGUGAUGAGGGUCUUCAAGGAAUUCCAGGUUUUCCAGGUGCACCAGGCCCAUCUGGGCCCCCAGGUUUGUUGGGAAGAACUGGACAUCCCGGUCCCUCUGGAGCAAAAGGUGACAAGUAUCCCGAGGAGCCUGCCAAACCCUACCAGCCUUUUUCCUCUGUUUCUACGGAAAUUAUUCAGUCAGAGAUUUGCCUUUUGAAGUUAAUGUGA
Molecule: messenger RNA, 2663 nt
Organism: Talpa occidentalis (Iberian mole)
Lineage: Eukaryota; Metazoa; Chordata; Mammalia; Eulipotyphla; Talpidae
Product: collagen alpha-1(XIX) chain
Exons: 38
Coding region: 123-2663 (846 amino acids)
Source: RefSeq, a predicted model, not a curated record